This is a messenger RNA of Equus quagga, 1823 nucleotides long. It is a transcript of the gene CIRSR, whose product is annotated as corepressor interacting with RBPJ, CIR1. Gene Ontology annotation, cellular component: nucleus. The coding region runs from base 93 to 1526 and encodes 477 amino acids. The record is from RefSeq and is a predicted model, not a curated record. Gene Ontology annotation, biological process: negative regulation of DNA-templated transcription. NCBI's taxonomy places the organism in Eukaryota, Metazoa, Chordata, Mammalia, Perissodactyla, Equidae. Gene Ontology annotation, molecular function: transcription corepressor activity. The transcript has 10 exons.
UGCCACGGGCGGUGCAGUUCCGGUUAGGCGGCAGAGUUUGUUUACGUUGCUCGCAGGUCUAGCCGCGGCCUUCCCCCAGCUCAGCCUCCAAGAUGGGGAAAUCCUUUGCCAAUUUCAUGUGCAAGAAGGACUUUCAUCCUGCUUCCAAAUCCAAUAUCAAAAAAGUAUGGAUGGCAGAACAGAAAAUAUCAUAUGAUAAGAAGAAACAAGAAGAGUUAAUGCAACAGUAUCUUAAAGAGCAAGAAUCAUAUGAUAAUAGAUUGCUUAUGGGUGAUGAACGAGUAAAGAAUGGCCUUAAUUUCAUGUAUGAGGCCCCGCCCGGAGCUAAAAAAGAAAACAAAGAGAAAGAAGAAACAGAAGGAGAGACCGAAUACAAAUUUGAAUGGCAGAAAGGAGCCCCACGAGAAAAAUAUGCCAAAGAUGAUAUGAACAUCAGAGAUCAGCCCUUUGGUAUUCAGGUUCGAAAUGUGAGGUGCAUUAAAUGUCACAAAUGGGGUCAUGUGAACACAGAUCGAGAAUGUCCUUUGUUUGGUCUUUCUGGAAUCAAUGCCAGUUCGGUUCCCACUGAUGGCUCAGGGCCAUCGAUGCACCCCUCGGAGCUAAUAGCGGAGAUGAGAAACAGUGGGUUUGCACUGAAACGAAAUGUACUGGGGAGAAACUUGACCGCAAAUGAUCCAUCACAGGAAUAUGUUGCAAGUGAGGGGGAAGAAGAUCCAGAAGUCGAAUUUUUAAAGUCACUAACCACCAAACAGAAGCAGAAACUUCUCAGAAAAUUGGAUCGACUUGAGAAGAAAAAAAAAAAGAAAAAAGAUAGAAAAAAGAAAAAGCUUCAGAAGAGCAGAAGUAAACACAAAAAACAUAAAAACAAAUCGUCUUCUUCCUCUUCUUCCUCAUCCUCAUCCUCCUCCUCUUCUAGCGAGACUUCAGAAAGCAGCAGUGAGAGUGACAACAAAGAAAAGAAAAUACAUAAGAAGAAAAGAAAGAAAAGCAAGUGUUCAGGGAUUAACAACGGUGAUUCUGAAGAGAAGGACAAGUCUAAGAAGAGAAAACUUUACGAAGAACUUUCUAGCAGUCACGAGAACAAGGAAAAGUCUAGGUUUUUAAAACAAGAGAGUUCUGGGGAGAAUAGCAGAGGGAGCCAUUGUGAUUCUGACAGAAAGAGCAAAAGCCACAACCAUGGCCCCGAGAAGAGAGGAUCUGAGAGAAAUGAGAGGAGCAGCAGGAGCCGGAGCAGGGAUGAGAAGAGUCGGAGAAGCCGGAGCAGGGAUGAGAGGAGUAGGAGAAGCCGGAGCCAAAGUCACAGCAGUUACAAGCCAAGAGACACAAGAAAGCAGUCACAGCGAAGCCCCAGUGAAGAGCGGAAUAGAGGACAUGACACAAGAAGCCAUGGCGCAGAUCCAUACAGAGGAGAAAAACUACAGAGAGAGAAGGCAGGAGAGAAGCGUACUAGAGUAACCCAAAGAGAGCGAAGCAGGAGUAGAGAGAGAAUGAGGGAGAGACUGUAUCUGACAACUACCUGGGAAUAAAAAGAUCUCCACUUUCUUAUUGAACCUUUAGCAAGGGCUAAGUUAUGUACUAUUGUCUUUCUAAUAAAAAAGCGCUAUUUUAAUUUUCCAUCUCUGUAAAUAGUCAUAUCAAGUACAAAACUACAUAAGUCCCAAAGGGUGAAAUUUGCAAAUAUUUGUAAGUAAUCCAUUUGGGGACUGUAAAAAUAUUUUCUGUUGAUAAUGUCUCUUGUGCCCUAUACUAGAUAAAAAUCCCAUGUAACUCUGUGACAUUUUCUUUGUUCUGAAACAUCAUUAAAAGAGUAACAGUACAUUGAA